CGCCCACCGGGCGCUCUUUCGCCGUCGUCAUCGCUGAUGUCUGUCUGCCGUGUGUCACACUCGUUUGACGCCGGGCGACGCGAGCUCUCCGCCGGCCUCUGACACCACAACGACACGGCGCACGUUCAGCCAGGACCUCCGCCUCGGCCAUGCGGACCACCGAGCGGUAAACCCGAGCCGGGAAGCGCCUCACAUGUCGUGGGGGGAAAUGCAGGACGACGGCGGCGGAGCAGCCCUCGGCGGCGCGGCCGCAGCCGGCGCGAACACGGCGCAGAAUUCAGUCCAUUUGAACAAGCAAAGCAUUACUCAAAAUUGCCACAACACGACGGCUGCCCCUGCUCCACAGUCGGAGUUUGAAUCCCGAUCCCCAAGUCCUGCACCGACUACCAGCCCGAUCAUCCCGAGGGAGCAGUGGGCAGGGAAGCACGAGUUCCUGCUCUCCUGUAUUGGAUACUGUGUGGGACUGGGGAACGUGUGGCGGUUCCCCUAUCUUUGUUACCGCAAUGGAGGAGGUGUGUUUCUCAUCCCCUACUUCAUCAUGCUCAUUGUUACUGGUGUUCCACUCUUCCUCAUGGAGCUGAGCUUGGGCCAGUAUGGAGCCGCCGGGCCCAUCACUGUGUGGAAAUGCUGCCCUCUGCUCAAAGGUAUUGGCAUUGGCAUGCUCUGUGUGUCCACGCUGGUGUGUCUCUACUAUAACGUCAUCAUAGCCUGGACAUUUUAUUACCUGGGCAGCUCUUUCCAGAGCCCCCUGCCCUGGUCCUGUGACGCUGUAGCCAACGCUGCUCUCUGUGGUAACAACGCCACGGGCAACGGCUCCACUGGUGGAGCUCUCAGCCCCACAGAAAAAUUCUGGAAUGAGCGGGUGCUGGGUGUAGUACACAGUGAGGGCCUUCAUGACCCAGGCCCUGUCCGGUGGCCCCUGGCCCUGUGCCUCCUGGCUGCCUGGUUCAUCAUCUUCCUGUGUAUGCUCAAGGGCAUCCGCAGCUCUGGCAAGGUGGUUUAUGUGACGGCCACCUUCCCAUACUUUGUGCUCAUUGUUCUGAUCAUCAGAGGCGCCACGCUGGAGGGCUCUCUUCAGGGCGUCGCUUUCUACCUCACUCCAGACUGGAGCCGAUUAUCGAAUGCACAGGUGUGGAAUGACGCAGCCUCACAGAUCUUCUACUCCUUAGGUAUUGGAGUUGGAGGGCUGCUCUCUAUGGCCUCUUACAAUAAGUUUGACAACAACGUCAUCAGGGACACGUUGAUCAUCACCGCAGGAAACUGCUGCACCAGCUUCUUUGCUGGAUUUGCUAUAUUCUCAAUCCUGGGUCACAUGGCGUGGAGGAAGGGCGUGCCUGUCGGAGAGGUGGCAGACACGGGUCCUGGUUUGGCCUUUGUUGCUUACCCAGAGGCCCUUGCUCUGCUGCCCGGCUCAGUGUUCUGGUCCAUUCUGUUUUUCCUCAUGCUCUUUAUGCUGGGGGUCGAUACACUGUUUGGCAACAUGGAGGGCAUCACAACCGCCGUGAUGGACGAAUUCCCGCACCUCAGAGGGAACAUGCUGCACAAGUCCUUGUUCCUGGGCGCGCUGUGUUUUUGCUUCUACCUCCUGGGUCUCUUGUUAGUGACUAAUGGAGGGAUUUACUGGUUCACCCUCAUUGACUCCUUCAGCACUAGUUUUGGCCUCAUCAUCAUCACCCUCUUCAUGUGCAUUGGCAUCUCCUUCUUCUACGGAGUCGACCAGUUUUGUCAAGACAUUAUCGAUAUGAUCUGCCCAUGCCCUCCCUGGUGCAGAAAAGUGCUGCUUUACUUCAAAGCAUGCUGGGUUUUCUUCACUCCGUUUCUGCUGCUGUUCAUCCUGACGUACAUCUUCAUCGAGAUGUACAAGACAUCACUCCGCUACGGGUCCUACGUGUACCCACUGUGGGGUAAAGCGCUGGGUGUGUGCAUGGGUGCGACUUGCUGCCUACAGAUCCUCAUCUGGGCCAUUGUGGCCAUCUGCAAGGAAACUGGAACAUUGAAAGACCGUUUCAAGAAAACGAUUCGGCCUCUGAGUUCCUGGAGAGUAAACACCUUGAACAGGAGAGCAGAGGAGAGCGUGGAGCCCGAGAGAGUGGAGGCUCCGUUCACUGUCACGCUUACAGACAUGGACUUUACUGCGAUGACGUGGGAGUCGGGAAGCCAAGCGUGAUGCAUGGAGAGCGGUGAUGAACGCACAACAAUGAGCAAACAACUUUGUCAAGAGAAAAAGAGGAAUUUAUCCUUAUGUUAUUUGCCCCAGCCUGGCUCUGGUGGCCUUGUCUGAACAGACUGUGUCCUGCAGGGCAGUGUGGAUUCAUUGCUUUAUUUAUACUAUUAUAUAUGAUUGAAAAGUAUUUCAAUUACUUUUUUUUUAUUGUGUAGCAUUUAAGGUCACAGCUGUAAAGUGUGGAUCAUCCUCCUCUUACAAUGAAGUAUUCUUGAACAUUUUAGCAUAUUAUUGUCAUAGUAAUGCAUUACAAUGAAUUUCCACUGACAAAGGUUAUCAGCGGCUUUUGGGAACAACACAGCAUUGAAGAGUCAGGAAUAUUUUUAAUUUGUCUUGCUCUUCUUUUUUUAAUUGAAUGAUUUUCAAUCAAUAAUUUUCGUUAGAAUAAAUGAAUAAAAUAGCUUGACAAAUGAACUGCACUGUUAAUGUGUCCAUAUAUGAUAGUAGAUACGAAGAUUUCUACAGACACUCAUCAGUUGAAUGUAUUGUUCACUUGAGGACGUGAUUAUUUUCAUAUCAGUCUUGCUAUUAUUUCUCACAACUUUCUGAGGGAAUUUCUCUGAUUGGAGGGCCUGCUUAAAGAAGACAUUGAAAUUGGUUGAUAAUUUUUUUUAUUUAUUGGCAAAUUGGCCUGACUAAAUAACAUUUAUCAACCCUAAUAUUUGCACUUCUCUCGCAGAGGCCUGGAGUUUUGAUACUAGUUUUGAUUAUCUCUGCCUAAGGAUUUAAUAUGGUUACAAUUAUGGAUCUACAAAUUAGUUGAUUGUCGCAGUCGCAUGAAACAGAUUAAUACACAGUCUGUGUGAAAAAUAUUAAGCGGUCCUUUGUUUUCCUUGAGAGACUCUUUGUAGGUGGAUCAUUAUUACUUUUUAAAAGAACGUUUUAUUUUUCUUUGUUUUAGGAUAUCAUGCCAUGACAUAAAACUCUUGUAUUUU
Scophthalmus maximus (turbot) is the source of this 3159-nucleotide messenger RNA. RefSeq names its product solute carrier family 6 member 7 (gene slc6a7). Gene Ontology annotation, biological process: sodium ion transmembrane transport. NCBI's taxonomy places the organism in Eukaryota, Metazoa, Chordata, Actinopteri, Pleuronectiformes, Scophthalmidae. Gene Ontology annotation, molecular function: L-proline transmembrane transporter activity. Gene Ontology annotation, cellular component: membrane. The transcript has 14 exons. The record is from RefSeq and is a predicted model, not a curated record. The coding region runs from base 194 to 2167 and encodes 657 amino acids.